Thrips palmi is the source of this 1508-nucleotide messenger RNA. RefSeq lists its product as uncharacterized. The transcript is spliced from 2 exons. Bases 708 to 1025 code for a protein of 105 amino acids. The record is from RefSeq and is a predicted model, not a curated record. NCBI's taxonomy places the organism in Eukaryota, Metazoa, Arthropoda, Insecta, Thysanoptera, Thripidae.
GCAAUAACAUGUCAUUCACAGUCUACGAAUAUUUACCAUGUCAAAAACAUUGAAGACUUAAAGAGAAAACAACUGCGAAUUUGACAUUAAAUUUCUUAGACAAAUAUUCAUAGUGCAUACCUCAUGCGCAGGAGUACUUUUGAAUUAAAAUAGGCACACAUUUAAAGAGCUACAAAAUAAGUUUUGCACAAUUGUGCUCUUUAAACAAAAUUUGGCCUGUUGUAAGUAUCACGUAAAAUGGGGGGGGGGGGCUACAGGAUUUUUUUUUUUCAUAUUCGAGCCCCCCCCCCCAGCGCGAGGUACUUCCGACGCCACUGGUAUGUCAUGCGUUCAAAAAUGUCAAAUCUUGACUAAGAAUCAGCUGUCCCAUUUUUACCCCGUGUCCCGUAAUAACCCAAACUGACCCCAAGAGAAUACCUCCCGGUAACCACACCGGUCAACCUCAAGGAGGGUGCCCCCCGUGACUGCCGACAGUAGUCUCAGGAAAAACGCCCUCCAAAACUCAAUGCACUGAGAAAACCUUACAGACUCUUUUAGGCCUUCUGAAGCAGCUCGUAAUAACAAAGUAUUCUGAGCGUACAAUAACUAUCAAAGAAAAUACUCCGUAAUUUACGAAGUAUCUCUUCGUAUACCAAAGUAAAUUACUUUGUUCAAAGUACCCGUCAGCACUGUUGAAAAAAAAAAACCACAAAAGUUACGGUACUUUAAUGGUAGACUACUUGCCUAAUAAUGUUAUACAAGUAUCGUACCAGGUACGAUGGGAGUACAAUUUAACCGUACAAGGUAGCUUACGGUACAGAAAGAAACCUUUCUUUCAAGGCCCUGUCAAGCUGCAGAUCAAUCAAGUCAACCUUAAGUUCAGGUGGCACAUCGCCAAUGUUGAUAGAGAAUGGGUCCGAAAAGAUGGCGAUGGCGCAUUUUCCACACUCUUAAAAGGCCACACUCUUAAUGAAGGCAUUGUAGAAUUUCUUCGUAGAUUUUACAAUGCCUUCAUUUUCUUCGUGUUGCGAAGCGAUUCUUCGUAGAGUUUUUACUGUGCAGCUUUCGGAAAUCUUAAAAACCUUUCCCGAACUACCCCGCAAGGCCACCCUGGAUAUUUCCAUAAACCUCCCGGGUUUCGAAUGACAGAAGCCCGACACUUUUGAGAUGAGGAAAGUGGAACAGCUAACCCACCCCUCCGGAUUUCAUCUUGUAAGAAUUCUAUUCUUCCCUCAGCAAAAUGAAAUUUCCUGCUCUGACGAAGCACGCCAUGAAAAUGCUUGCGCUUUUCAGCUCAUCUAUGCUUGUGAGCAGCUCUUUUCACUCAUGAAAAUUGUUAAAAAUAAAUUUUGGUCCAGGCUCGCGGAUGAGAGCUUACUUAGCCAACUACCAAUCAUGUCCGGAAACAAUAUAGAGCCUGACUUCCACCACAUUGAGAUUUUUUGGUAAUCUUUCGUUCGCUAUAAUUUUAGUCCGAUGCUUUUUUAUUGACUGCCUAGUAGAAAAAUAUAAUGAACUUGAAAUACUUA